GAUAGUCUGACGGUGAAGUACGUUCGAUUUGUUUUUAGUGUUUGUUGAUCCGUACCGCGAGGAAACGUUGUUGAACGUGUGGGAGGCAAUGAAUAACCGUAAGAUCCCGUCGCAAUAACAACGGAAUACGCUGGAAGAGAGGAAUCGGUCGACACGAGUUAAUCGAUUCGGUGUUGCAACACGCCAUGUAUUGGGUUGAUGUGUUCCCUCGAGGUCAUAGUCGGACUUUGACAGACGCCAAUAUAUCGCGCGUGAGCACGAUGCUACUCGUGCUGAGUGUUUGGUGCUUCGUCGCAGCUGUGUCUGCAGCUGAAAAUAGUCACUGUGUUUGGUAUGGAGAAUGUUAUAAGGAUGCAUUUUUGCAUAAAAAGAAUUGUCCUUAUACUGGACCACCUAAACCAUUGGACUUUGAUGGACAAAAAUUGCUCGCUAAGAACUGUCCCCAUUUAGUCAAAGACUCUGGGAAUGGAAUUAAUACUUGUUGCGAUACAAAUCAGUUAAAAACUAUGGACGCUAAUAUUAACUUAGCAGCUAAUUUUCUAAGCAGAUGCCCUAGCUGUUUAGACAAUUUAGUGAAACACUUUUGUGAGUUCACUUGUAGCCCAGAACAAAGCACAUUCAUCGAUGUUGUAAAGAUUGAGAAACAAAAUGUUACAGAAUAUAUUGAUAGUAUAGACGUGUAUAUAACAAACAAAUAUUUAGAAGGAACAUUCAACUCCUGCAAUAAAGUAUCGGUACCUAGCACCGGACAAUUAGCAUUGGAUUUAAUGUGUGGAGAAUGGGGUGCUAGCAGAUGUACUCCAUUGAAAUGGUUCCAUUACAUGGGCGAUGCAGAGAAUAAUGGAUAUGUUCCUUUCCAAAUUAGAUACAUAAAUACGGAUAAUCCGGUCGGUGCGUUCACACCUGUGGAUCCCAUAGUUACUCCUUGCAAUAAGGCAUUGAAUAAAAACACGCCAGCCUGCAGCUGUGUAGAUUGUGAGGCCAGCUGUCCAGUGCCACCAGCGAUGCCUCCAUUACCAAAACCAUUCACCAUUCUUGGUUACGACGGUUAUGCAGUGACUAUGAUAAUUGUUUUUGUGUGUGGCUCACUCCUCUUCAUUCUCUCGAUUGUCUGCUUCAGUAAUAGGAAACAGAUCGUCGCACGAGGGGAGGAGGUAGGAAGGCAGGUGGGUAGACGCCUAGCUGCAGGUUUACACCACCCAGGAGAUGGUGCUCGUAUUGCUCUCGCCGCAGACCAGGAAGACAGCCCACUUCAGUCUAAGCGUUCCAGUGUGAUAUCUGCAGAUGACUUGCCGAGCGGAUUCGACGAGGAGGAACAGUCGACAUUUAUUGAAAGAUUGGGCGCUGGUACCGACAAACUGCUGGCAGAAUUCUUCUGCUCGUGGGGCACAGCGUGUGCCUCGCGACCGUGGUUCGUGCUUUUCAUGGGUUUCCUAUUUAUCGUUGCCUUGGGACACGGAAUAAAGUAUAUUCACGUAACCACUGAUCCCGUCGAAUUGUGGGCUGCACCGCAAUCUCGAUCGCGAGUGGAGAGGGAAUACUUUGAUCAACAUUUUGAACCAUUCUAUAGAACCGAACAGAUCAUUAUCACGUCAGCUGGUUUGUCUAAUAUUGUACAUGAAACGACAAAUGGUCCAAUAACCUUUGGUCCUGUGUUUAACGAUACUUUCCUGAGGACAAUUUAUCAGCUCCAAGAAGGGAUCAAAGGAAUAGUUACCCCUAAUAAUUAUACCUUGGCAGACAUUUGUUUUGCUCCGUUGACUAGUCCCUUCACAGGACCACCAACUGUUUCGCAGUGUGUCAUUCAAAGUAUAUGGGGAUACUGGCAAGAUAGUAUGGAAAAUUUUAAUUCCUCUAGCAACGAGGAUAACUAUACAGUGAAUUACUUGGAUCAUUUCAGAGUUUGUUCUCAAAACUCUUACAAUCCCGAAUGCCUCGCGUCGUACGGUGGCCCGAUUGAACCAGCAAUCGCGGUGGGAGGUUUCUUGAAACCGGGCGAGGAUCUUCAUAAUCCGUCGUACGAGAAAGCCACAGCUGUGAUUCUGACUUUACUGGUGAACAAUUAUCAUGAUAAAUCCAAACUUGUUCCCGCCAUGGAAUGGGAAAAGAGUUACAUCGAGUUCAUGAAAAAUUGGACUGCAACGAAAAAACCAGCGUACAUGGAUAUGGCUUUUACUUCCGAACGGUCGAUCGAAGACGAAUUGAAUCGCGAGUCUCAGUCCGACGUUCUAACUAUUCUCGUGUCGUACGUUAUUAUGUUCGCGUACAUUGCAAUCUCUCUGGGUCAGAUGAAGAGCUGUAGUCGAUUUCUGAUCGACUCUAAAAUUACUCUUGGCCUCGGCGGCGUAAUCAUUGUGUUGGCGUCGGUUGUCUGUUCCGUGGGUUUGUUUGGAUUCGUUGGUAUUCCCGCCACGCUCAUUAUUAUUGAAGUCAUACCGUUCCUCGUCCUUGCCGUCGGAGUGGACAACAUUUUCAUUCUAGUCCAGACGCAUCAAAGAGAAGGUCGCCGUCCAAAUGAGUCGAUACCAGAGCACAUUGGUCGCACGCUUGGCCAAGUGGGGCCGAGCAUGCUGCUCACCAGCGUGUCAGAAAGUUGUUGCUUCUUCCUUGGUGGAUUAUCUGAUAUGCCUGCUGUUCGUGCCUUUGCUCUGUACGCCGGUAUGGCGUUACUGGUGGACUUUGUACUUCAAAUAACAUGCUUUGUCAGCUUACUCGCGUUGGACACGAUUCGCCAAGCAAGCAACAGGCUGGACGUAUGCUGUUUCAUGCGUGGCUCGAAGAAAGACAACGGCGAAGAAGUAGUGAAUGGAAUCUUGUACAAAAUCUUUAAAGUCGCUUACGUUCCGUUGUUACUGAAAAAAUGGGUGCGUGCGUUCGUUAUGUUGUUUUUCUUCGGCUGGCUCUGUUCGAGCAUAGCCGUUGUGCCGCAUAUCGAAAUCGGCCUGGACCAAGAACUUUCCAUGCCCGAAGACAGUUUUGUAUUGAAAUACUUCAAAUUUUUGAAUAGUUACUUGUCGAUUGGACCACCGAUGUACUUUGUCGUAAAAGACGGCCUAAAUUAUUCCGAUAGGGGUCAACAGAAUCUAGUGUGUGGUGGUCAGUAUUGUAAUAACGACUCGGUAUCCACUCAAAUAUUCAUAGCGUCGAAGCAGUCGAACAGGACAUACAUAGCAAAACCCGCAUCAUCAUGGCUGGACGAUUAUAUCGACUGGUCACAACUUACUUCUUGUUGUAAAUACUUCGUCUCAAAUAGCUCCUUCUGUCCGCAUUCAGAGUAUUCGAAUCAAUGCGCAACGUGCAAUAUAAGCACGAUCAACGGUCGACCAACAGCAAUAAAUUUCGAGAGAUACGUGUCCUUCUUUUUGCAAGACAAUCCCGAUGAAAUGUGCGCGAAGGCAGGUCACGCUGCUUACGGUCACGGCGUGAAUUACAUAACCGAUCCGAAGACAGGAUUCUCAAAAGUUGGAGCGUCCUACUUUAUGGCUUAUCAUUCGAUAUUGAAGUCGUCUGCCGAUUAUUAUGAGUCGAUGAGAGCUGCAAGAGCUGUGUCGGCAAAUAUAACGAACAUGAUCAAUAGCAAUCUAAGAAAUAUGGGCGACACUUCCACCGAAGUCGAGGUUUUCCCAUACAGCGUGUUCUACGUGUUCUACGAACAAUAUCUGACCAUGUGGCCGGACACGCUGUACAGUAUAGGCAUAUCAUUGUUCGCCAUUUUCGUGGUGACUUUCCUCUUGAUGGGUGUCGACAUAUUUUCCUCGGUGGUCGUUAUAAUAACAAUCACGAUGAUUGUCGUCAAUAUUGGCGGUUUAAUGUACUGGUGGCACAUAACGUUGAACGCAGUGUCAUUGGUCAACCUCGUUAUGGCUGUAGGCAUUGCUGUAGAAUUUUGCAGUCAUCUAGUACAUUCCUUCUCGGUGUCGGUGAAGACUACACGAGUCGAACGAGUUGCCGACGCGUUAACCAAUAUGGGAAGUUCCAUUUUCAGCGGCAUCACACUUACAAAGUUUGGCGGUAUCAUUGUCCUCGGGUUCGCUAAGAGUCAAAUCUUCAAGGUCUUCUACUUCCGGAUGUAUUUGGGUAUCGUACUGUUCGGAGCUGCCCAUGGUUUAAUAUUCCUGCCAGUAUUGCUCAGUUAUAUCGGCACACCCAUGAACAGAGAGAAGCUGGCGAAUCACAAGAGAGCGAUGCAAGGAAAUCUGGACAAUGUGCAGGAGACUUCCUUGAAUCAUCGUGUAAGCAAACUCAAUUCUCCUCCCACACCCACCACAAGCACACCCACCUUCAGAGAGCUCGAAUACGAAAGAUAGGCGUGAUGUCGCGCCGAGGGCGCACCAGAGGCCUCCACUGUGCCAACAGGGCUAGAAACGAAUUUAGAGGUGAAGAACGCGGGCCUCACACUCCUUUACUCCAAAAUGACAACAAUCAGUUCCCAACCACUUCCUACGCCAGUGUGAACUCCAUAGACGCGACGACGGAUCAUCACGUGACCUUCUAGCAUUAAUCCUCAUAAGAGAAUAACAUGAACUUUUUUUUGUACUUGGGGAGAACUGAAGUUAUAAAAUAACUCAUCAAGUACGAUGCAUGUACAUUCGUAAAUAGCUCCGAUUGCCGACGAGUAAAUUCGUUGUCAACCGAUCGAUACAUAUACAAGUUGUACGAAUCGCCAAUAGAAGAAUCGUUUGAUAUCGACGUGAAUUAUGAAGUUCGUGUCUGGUAUAUAUAUAUAUUUUUUUUUGUAACUAGGAAGAAGGAGUUUUGUAUACUGUUACGCGUACGGUAAGCUUGCGAUAUAUUUAGCGUAUUUAUUAUCUUGUGGAAGGAUGGCCUCUUAAUUUAACGUUACUUUGUCGCUCUGAAGCUUUACGAUUAUGUAUUUCCGUGUUACUUUUUAAGCGCCUGGCACCGAUCAUGGAUCGGAUCGAUCCGAGAAAGUGGUGUCCAGGGUGUGUGUAUGUAAUGUUAGUUUUAACACGAACGUCAGUUUGCUUUUCCGCUAUUUUUUUCGUAUGGAAAAAAAGAAGGAAAUACGCGGGUAAACCGUUGUUGCUUGGUGAACUGUUUGUAAAUGUAUUUGCAUUUCAAUGUCGUGCCUCAUCGACGCGCGUGCAUUUUUUUUUUUUUCUUUUCUUU
This is a messenger RNA of Dufourea novaeangliae, 5130 nucleotides long. It is a transcript of the gene Npc1a, whose product is annotated as Niemann-Pick C1 protein. Gene Ontology annotation, cellular component: membrane. NCBI's taxonomy places the organism in Eukaryota, Metazoa, Arthropoda, Insecta, Hymenoptera, Halictidae. The coding region runs from base 186 to 4307 and encodes 1373 amino acids. Gene Ontology annotation, molecular function: lipid carrier activity. The record is from RefSeq and is a predicted model, not a curated record. The transcript is spliced from 20 exons.